Messenger RNA from Paramecium pentaurelia, 1027 nucleotides. The record is from the annotation of a GenBank genome assembly. NCBI's taxonomy places the organism in Eukaryota, Ciliophora, Oligohymenophorea, Peniculida, Parameciidae.
AUGAUUAACGAGACAUAUAAAUAGAACUUGAGUGAUUUUAUAACAAAUGAUUUAGAAAAGGCUUUUGCGAUUAUAAUUUUGAUGAUGAAUACAAUUAUGAUUUUAUGGCAAGCCUCAAAUUUCCAUAAACUAAUUAGAUUCUAUAUGAAAAUGAUGGAUCCUACUCUUUUAAAAAUAAAUACUUUAAUGUUCAUUCUAAGUUUAAGUAAUAAUGUACUUAUUGAAAAGUAAGGAUACAAGCUUAUUCUUAUGCUGUUUUUGGAUGUUUUUUAAAGGAACCUGAUUAAAAACUAUUUCAGCCAUCUGUAUUUAGAACUUUAUAAUCUUCAAGUUUCAUUUUUUAUGAUCUUGUUUUAGGAGUAAUAGGAGCAAAAUGGUUAAAGAAUUUAUUUAUUAAAGGAUUUCAAUAAUGCAAAAAUUUUUCCAUUAUUUUCAAGGUAUUUCUAGUUUAGAAAUGAUUAUUAAUUUAUUCUUUUUUAGUUUUUGGUUUGCAUGCCAAAUAUUUUUAUUUGUAGCUGAAUUUUAUCAUGAUAAAACAUGGGAUUAAUAAAUAGACAGAAUGUAUAAUAUAUAUGAUAAUUAGUUACUCAAUUCUCUAUUUCAUUUACUCAUUCUUCUCUUUGUUAACAUUUGUAUUAGGUUGUCUAUUAUUUAGGAGACAUGUUAAAGAUAUAAAUACUAUAAAUGAAAAUUUUAAAAAAUACGUAAAGUACUACAUAAUCAAUUUAGCUUGAUUACUCGAUAAUUUUUUUAAUAAUAGGACAAGCAUUAAGAUUACUAUUUUCAUAAUUAAGAAUUUGGUAUGCAACGUUUUUGAUUUAGUUUAAGUAUGGGUUUAAUAGUGAAAAUACUUAAGACACUACAUUGUGGUAUGUAUUUUUGAUAAAGGAAAAGGUCAUUGAUAUCAUUUAUAUUAUAUCUUUUGAGUGAUUAUGUUCCUACUUCAAUACUUUUGUUGAUAUUUUAUCCAAAUAAAUAACGAAUGCAACAAAGUAUAAUAGCAGAAUCUGUAGUGGAAAUAGAAUGA